Molecule: messenger RNA, 2601 nt
Organism: Xiphias gladius (swordfish)
Lineage: Eukaryota; Metazoa; Chordata; Actinopteri; Istiophoriformes; Xiphiidae
Gene: npepl1
Product: aminopeptidase like 1
Exons: 12
Coding region: 180-1751 (523 amino acids)
Biological process (GO): proteolysis
Cellular component (GO): cytoplasm
Molecular function (GO): manganese ion binding; metalloaminopeptidase activity
Source: RefSeq, a predicted model, not a curated record
GUCGCCGAUGGAGGUUGAUAAAGAUUGCACGUUACUUACAGCCUCUAUAAAUUAAACGGAUAUAAGCCGUUUGGUCCUCUCCCGGCUGCCGUCGGCGUCCGGGCUGCGCCAGUGAACGACAUUAGUCCGUCCACUUAACCGUUAUCGUAAGCCAGAGAUCUCUUAAGCAAGACACAAAGAUGGCGAACGUGGUGCUGGAGUUUAAGGCUUCUGCCGGUGACUCCGAGCCACUAAGUCGCCCUGUCCUGAUUAUUGGGCAGCAGGCCAACCUGCAGCAAGUCAACUGGAGCCAAAUCAAAGGAAAGCUGCAGCCAGUCGUUAGCAAAGAGAUCUGGCAAGCGGCUCUCAGUGCUUUGAAUCCAAACCCCACGGACAGCUGCCCCCUGUACCUCAACCAUGCUGUGGUGGCUGCCCUUCCUUCAAGGGUCAGCAGACACAACAGCCCGUCUUCUGCCCACUUUUUGUCCCGUCUGGUCCGUUCCUGCCUGCCUGGAGGGAACAACCGCUGCAUUUUGAUGGUGUGUGAGCAUUCAGAUGUGUUUGCAUCUUCCUGUGCCAUCGCUAGGGCCUUCCCCAUCUUCUCUCGUCGCUCUGUAUCCUCACGCAGGGCUGAGAAGAAGCAUGUCACUGUGGAGUUUGUGAUCGUUGGGCAAGACACUAGUCCUUUGGAUGUCGCAGAACUUGAGUGUCUAUCCAAUUCUGCUGAUGGAGUGCGGCUGGCAGCUCGCAUUGUGGACACGCCAUGCAAUGAGAUGAACACAGAUCACUUCUUAGAUGAGAUCAAGGCUGUGGGAACUGAACUUGGAAUUACUCCAGUGAUCAUUCGUGGAGAGGAAUUGAAACAAAGAGGGUUUGGAGGUAUCUAUGGAGUUGGAAAGGCAGCUGAGCAUCCUCCUGCUUUAGCAGUCUUGAGCCACACACCAGAUGGUGCAACCCAAUCUAUUGCAUGGGUGGGCAAGGGUAUCGUGUAUGACACUGGUGGACUCAGCAUCAAGGGAAAGACCACAAUGCCAGGGAUGAAGAGAGACUGUGGUGGAGCUGCUGCUAUUUUGGGAGCUUUCCAAGCUACUAUUAAACAGGGCUUUAAGGAUAACCUCCAUGCAGUGUUUUGCCUCGCAGAAAACGCAGUUGGACCCACAGCCACACGACCUGAUGAUAUCCACACUCUCUACUCUGGAAAGACAGUGGAAAUCAACAACACUGAUGCGGAGGGCAGGCUGGUGCUGGCUGACGGGGUGGUGUACGCCAGCAAAGACCUGUCAGCUGAUAUUAUUCUGGAUAUGGCCACCCUGACGGGGGCACAGGGGAUCUCCACAGGCAAGUACCAUGCAGCUGUGAUGACUAACAGUGAGCAGUGGGAGGUCGCAUGUGUGCGUGCAGGGCGCAGCAGCGGAGAUCUCGCUCACCCUCUGGUUUACUGCCCUGAGCUGCACUUCAGCGAGUUCACCUCUGCCAUGGCGGACAUGAAGAACUCUGUGGCAGAUCGGGAGAACGCGCAGAGCUCUUGCGCCGGCCUCUUUAUUGGUUCCCACUUGGGCUUCGAUUGGCCUGGUGUCUGGGUCCAUGUUGAUAUCGCCUCUCCUGUUCAUGCUGGGGAGCGUGCAACAGGAUUUGGGGUUGCUCUGCUUAUGGCCCUGUUUGGUCAGGCAUCUGAUGACUCCAUGCUCAACCAAGUGUCUCCUCUGGGUGCAGCCACCAACAUGUCCGAAGACCAGAUGGAGCGUGACUGCAAAAGACGAAGACUGGUGUAGAAGAUACAGAACAGUUUACUCCCCGACUCUGACUGCUCUGCUGCCACCACGUACCCAAACUGUUGAAGCAAGUACUCACCCAGUUAGAGAUAAAACAUUUUAAACUGUGAUUCAACUUUCCGUGUUUGAUUAAAUUUGACUUUGCUGAAGAAAACGGAUAAUCAUCAGUAAAUCAGAUGUGGUAUAUGUGACGAUGAUAAAACACAGGCCCCUUAUUGGUCCCCAUGACUUUGCACUUCCUGCACUGAUCAUAUCCAUAGCUUCUCCCUCUCCAAGAUGCAUUGAUUAUUAUAAAUUCUUUAAAAGCAGGUGGUUUAUAUUCAUUCAGGUUUUAAUAAUUGGCCAAUCCUUUUUUUUUUUUUUUUUUUUUUCAGCAGUGAUUCUUUGUCAUUCAUAUUUUACAGUUAAGGUUUUUUACCUCCUGAAACAUAAAAGUUGUUGUCAAAUAUCCACCUCAUCAAUAGGCAUUGUUGUAUGUUGAUACUUUAUGCAAAUCGAGGAUAAUGCCAUACAUGUUGUCUUAGACAUUGUGAAAAAUACUGGAUCGAGAUCAGUACAGCUAGAUAUUUCUUUUUUUUGGUAACCACUGCACUUACUGUAUUCAUCCUGUGAAAAGUUGGACUGUGUGAUCUCUGGACCAAAUGGAGGACUGAGUGCUUACUGCAGUUUAUAACAGUUUUGUUUUUAACAGAUUAAUGACGAGCAUUACCACACAUGCUUUGUCAGCACAAAAUGCACAUAAAGGAAGUUAACUGUAAGUCCAAGUAUUUGACAGAUUCCAGCACAAGUGUGAUGUUUUUCCACCCUUGUGACAAUCAUGUUGUCCUUCAAUAAAGGCAGUGCCAUUUGA